AUGUGGGAUGCUACUUAUCCUAGGGACAGUGGAGACUUGAUGAAUGGGUUUACUUUCACUGUUGGCCGAGGAAGAAGAGGACUGAUCAUCCACGAGGGCUCCUCGGUGUAUCGAAUAUUCAAGAGGUCCAUACGCGGGGAGCUGCUGAGCCCAUGCCGCUGCGACGGGUCCGUCCGCUGCACGCACCAGCCCUGCCUGAUUCGCUGGAUCAGCGAGAGGGGGUCGUGGAGCUGUGAGCUGUGCUACUUCAAGUACCAGGUGCUGGCCAUCAGCACGAAGAACCCCCUGCAGGUGAGCGGGGGCAGCCCCGGCGGGGCGGCCCCCCGGCCCACGCCCGCCAAAUCACAGACAGCACACGCUCCGACAUGCCGCCUGCCACCGGGGAUCUCACCUCUGCCCCCCACUUCUCUCCCCCCAGGACUGAUCAUCCACGAGGGCUCCUCGGUGUAUCGAAUAUUCAAGAGGUGGCAGGCGGUGAACCAGCAGUGGAAGGUGCUGAACUACGACAAGACCAGGGACCUGGGGGAGCCGGUUGGCGGGGCCGCGGCCAAGGCCGGGGGCAGGAAUUCACGGACGAACCCCUCCUCGGGGAGGGAAAGGAACCCCCGGCGGGGGCAGCUGGGCAGGACUAUUUUGAACCUUCUGCACAUCCUCAGCCACCUGCGGCCGAACGAGCACCGCGGCGGCGCCAGCUCCGGCCGGGAGGUGGUCAUGAGAGUGACGACGGUAUAACGCGGGCGGCGGGGGCUGGCGCGAGGAGCAUCCCGGGGUAGGGCGCUCGCCAGCGUUCUCCGCCCCCCCUCCUCCGUCGCCACCUCAUCUUCCUACCCCGGGGACCGCUUUCCCCGUGGCUCAGCCUGCGCCCUGCUAACCUCCCAUCAAUGUGAAAAUGCCUGCGGUGGGGGGAAGAGACCGGGCUGGCCGCUUCCUACUGGCGUCCCUCGCAGCCCCUCCCUGAUUUCGGGGAUGGAAGAAGAUUGGGAUCAAGCCUCCUGGCUCCUCCAGCGACGACUGAUCCUGCGAGGGGCCAGGAAUUGAACGUGCUUACCUCAUCGUGGUUCAAACAAAACUCCAAUCCACCCAUCCCGCCGCGAGUCUCCGCCCGGGAGGCACGGAACGCCUCGUCCCCAAAAAAAGGUGCAAUAAACACGUUUCUAAAGCAAAAUGGGAUCCGGCAAUAAGAUACCUGUACAUUUCAUCUUUAAUUUAAUGCAUGAGAAUCUGUCUCCCCUUUUCCUUCUCUCCUAUCGUGGGAGGAUAAAGAAUCAUUUAUA
Messenger RNA from Pelodiscus sinensis (Chinese soft-shelled turtle), 1274 nucleotides. The record is from RefSeq and is a predicted model, not a curated record. NCBI's taxonomy places the organism in Eukaryota, Metazoa, Chordata, Testudines, Trionychidae.